This is a messenger RNA of Orbicella faveolata, 2624 nucleotides long. Its product is annotated as dual specificity calcium/calmodulin-dependent 3',5'-cyclic nucleotide phosphodiesterase 1A-like. Gene Ontology annotation, molecular function: 3',5'-cyclic-nucleotide phosphodiesterase activity. Gene Ontology annotation, biological process: signal transduction. The record is from RefSeq and is a predicted model, not a curated record. NCBI's taxonomy places the organism in Eukaryota, Metazoa, Cnidaria, Anthozoa, Scleractinia, Merulinidae.
UUGUACAUUUCUCUGCCGUUCUCUGCAAAACAACAACGCGAAACGACUACACUCUGCGUAUUUUGGAUAACGUGAACGAGGGCGACUAUAAUUUUUCGCAUUUCCAUUUGGACUUGAACGCUGGCGUUACGUACAUAUUUAGCUUGAGUUGGUUCUGAGACUAAUCGGCGCUCUGAGCAGAUCUAGACAUUUUCAAAAUUCGAAGUUAAAAUAUCAAUUCAUUUUUUAGUAGGUGUUGUCCUAAGGGUCGCCGUCGACAUUGCUUAAGCUUUUAAUCUUUAAGUUAAGUUAAGUUUUUAUUUUUCGCGCCAAAACACGACACGCGGGUAACACGCGGAUAACUUGAUGCUGUGGCGGUUAUGUCAACAAGCCUCUGUCAGCGGAGUGUCUUUUUGAAAAGGGAAAACCAAUCCAAAAUCAAUGAAGAAUGAACGAGAAGGGCAGCAAAGGUUAAUUUAUAAAAGGCAUAAUCAUAAAAAAGAGUUUAUUUUCAAAGCAAAGACUUUCUCGUAACAACAAGGAUGAUUACAUUGCGACUUGGUCCAGUUUGAAUCGACGAAUUUCAACUCCAGAUUACGUGGAAUCAUGGAUCAACUGGAUUCUGGGAAUAGUUUGUCAGUGACAGACGUGAAACAAGAAUUAGGAAUUGCUGUCGCCAUGUUGGACAAAGCAACGGCCGCAGCACCCCUGAGAGAUUACAGGGGUUCCACAGGCGCUUUGAGUGAUCUUGAUGAAGAAUUAGAAAGUAGCCUUUACUCUGAUGACGUCAACGAGGAGGUCCGAGAGUGGAUCGCCACGACAUUUGCGCGAACGACACCGGGAAUGCGCAGAAAGAGUUUGGCCAGGAGGCAUACAUUUCGCAGCGUCGUACAAGCUGUAAAAGCUAGUCUUUAUGUAAAACGAAUUUAUCAAAAUAUGGCUGAGAAAUCGAGAUUUCAAGUUCCAGAAGAAGUUCAACUUUACUUUAAGAAUUUAGACAAGUGGACUUUUGACCCCUUUGCGUUUGGUGAUGUGACUGUAGGACAUCCUCUUCGUUACCUAGGUCAUGAACUCUUCACACGAUAUGACCUCCUGGCCAAAUUCAAGAUUACCUCGGCAACACUAGAUCGAUUUUUAUCAGCGAUCGAGGAAGGGUAUAAGAGACCCUGCAACCGUUAUCACAACGAGUUUCACGCAACUGACGUGGCGCAUUCUGUGCACUAUUUCCUGUCACGCGUCGGACUGAUGCAUUGUAUGAGUGACCUAGAAGUGUUUGGAAUUCUUCUUUCCGCUAUUAUACACGAUGUAGAUCAUACUGGGACUACAAACAACUUUCACGUCAAUUCGAGAUCUGAACUAGCACUGUUGUAUAAUGAUCGCUGUGUAUUGGAAAACCAUCACUUAUGUUCCGCAUUCACGCUUUUAAAAUCGCGAGAACUCGACAUCCUUGCAAAUUUGACGUCCGAACAAUACAGUGAUCUACGCACGCUUGUCGUAGACAUGGUACUGGCCACCGAUAUGUCUUCGCAUUUUGAACAACUUCGAGCCAUGAAGGCUGCUCUAUCAGUUCUUGGAAGUCAAAUAGAAAAGAGUCAGGCGCUGGAGUUCAUUCUCCACGUGGCCGACAUCAGCAAUCCUGCGAAGGACUGGGAACUACACCGUCAAUGGACUUCUCGUAUUAUGGAAGAAUUCUUCUGUCAGGGAGACCGUGAGCUGGAGAUGGGACUGCCCAUAUCUCCACUAUGUGAUCGUUCCGUUACGUGUGUCCCUGAGAGUCAGCUAGGUUUUAUCGAAUUUGUUGUAAUGCCAGCAUUUGAAGUGGUCAGUGAAAUGUUGGACAUACUACUAGAAACAAAAACUUCGCAGGCCGCAGCUGAACUUGGCUUAGAGGGGCAUGGGGGCAAGGAGAGGGCCUGGGUGGCGCCACUGGCCGAUAAUAGGCGAAGAUGGAAAGAGGAAUGCCAGCCCCCGACGAAAGAAGGUCUUGGAGAGGUCCGGUCACCCUCGAAUCUCAGCUUAGUGAGUCGUACAUCAGUUGGAGUGACCGAGGGGGCACGGGACGAGAACCAGAACAAGAGUCCAAGAAACAGCAAAGCUCUUCUGACUCCAAUCAUCUCCUAACCGGCCUCCCCCAGGAAAAUACUGUGCGAAUCGGUUCCAGGCCACGCGCGAAGCAUGAGUCCCGCGACGCGUCUCGGACUAGGUGUGCAGAUGGAAAAAAAAACAACAAAAUAUUAUAAACACAAUGGAUUUCAUCGGGAUUUGUUUCUAAAAGAAACGCAUUCUACCGUGGCCACAAGUCAUCGACAACUUCUUGGAACUCAGUCAUCAAGUAUGAUGCUGGUUUUCCAAAUGCUUAUGCCAUUCAGGAAGUAAACCUGAGACGCAGGGCCAUUUUCGUUGCUUGUUCCUUUUUUGCCGUUAACCGGCCCGGGAACAUGAUAAAACAUAGCACGUCAUUGCGCGCAAAUUUGCAGACCCGGCCACGAAGCCCUCGAGUUCACAAUAACGUUAUGAAAUGGUGACUGCAGCCAACGUAUAAUUUCGUAACAUUAUUGCGCGCAAUAUCGCAGAUUAAGUAGAGGACCAUGGUUUUAGUUCUACAACAUGAAGUGACCAAUACCUUUUUUUUUAUGAGGGAGGNG